ACGGGGGAGUCGGCGCGUACGCGGCGUGUGCGCUCGUGCCGUCGUCAUGCUGAACGCGGUCGGCCAAGGUUGCGGCACGGCCGGAGGCUGCGCGGGGAAUCCACUCGUCAAACUCGAGUUCCUCACCGAGGAGGUUGUGUGCAGAGGGAAGCACUCCGCCUCGACGGCCGAUUACCCGCUCGCUGUCGACGGUGCAGCCAAUGGCAAGCUGUGUGAAGCGGCCGGCCUCAACCACAAGCGCCGGCGGCUGGGCGGUGACCAGGAGGAGAGCCUAGCGGACGAGCUGAGCAUGUACUGCGGCCGCCUGCCGGUCCCUCCUGUCUACAUGCCCGCAGCCGAUCACCACCAGCGCGGUGCCCGCAUCGGCCGUAGCUUCCUGACGAUCCGACACAAUGCGUCGGUGUUCCACACGGAGGAAUGGAAGCCGCGCGGCUGCACCAUGUACCUGCCGCUGACGCAGGACGUGAUGAUCAACAUGCGCUGCAUCGACCAGGUCAGCUUUGAGAGUGACCAGUUCUUCCUCGCAGAUGGGAAGGGCAACUACAUUGGCGCCAAGAGUGGACCACCGAGAGGUCCUGGAGCAGUUGGAGUACCUCUGAUGCCAGCCUGUCCUGCUCAUGCUCUGGGUGUGCCCACAUGCGUCCAUGCUGAAAGCACCAUGACACAAAAACAUGCACGUGUUGAUAGAGUUUCUAAGGUGAAAUGUGUAGCCGUGUUUCUAUGUGACAAUUUCAUAGGUGUUUGAUUAAGAGAGAAAUAGAUGGCGAGCGCAGAACACAAGGGCCAACGCCAAGAGAUGUUUUUCAGGAGACGGGCCAUAUACACAAAGACAGUGCUCACAGCCAGGAUGCCGUGCCUAAUCUUUGCAUCAUAAUAAAAGCCCUCAUAGCGCCCAUGCUUUGAAAUUGGUAACCGCAUGGGCGCCGCCAUGAUAUAACGAUGUUAGUACACAACAUGAUUGUUUAGUGAGGUGGAACAAUAAAGUUGAUCAUGUUUAAUAAAGUUGUAUUUGUCACGGC
This is a messenger RNA of Dermacentor silvarum, 1019 nucleotides long. RefSeq lists its product as uncharacterized. The record is from RefSeq and is a predicted model, not a curated record. Bases 47 to 745 code for a protein of 232 amino acids. The transcript is spliced from 4 exons. Lineage: Eukaryota; Metazoa; Arthropoda; Arachnida; Ixodida; Ixodidae.